Messenger RNA from Closterium sp. Naga37s-1, 1059 nucleotides. The record is from the annotation of a GenBank genome assembly. NCBI's taxonomy places the organism in Eukaryota, Viridiplantae, Streptophyta, Zygnematophyceae, Desmidiales, Closteriaceae.
AUGUCGCUUUCCAUGUCAUUUUCCGCGUCAGCAUCCGCAUCCGCAUCCACGUCAGCAUCCACGUCAGCAGCCACGUCAGCAUUUGCAGGGAAUCCGGGAGGGCCUGUUCCUCCAGCGAGGAUCGAUCUAGCUGCUGCACCCAGAGGCACGUUUGACCCCACCGAUGAGAAGCUCCGGGCUGCUGCCACCACCUUUGAACGCGCCCUCACUGCUUCCACUGUGGAGGAGGAGGAGGCGCUAUGGACGGUGGUGAUCGAAUCGUGCGAGCGGGCAGGCAAUGCCGAAUGGGUGCCAGACAUUGCAUCGAGAGCGCUGGGCAACCGAGGCAACGCACGGUCGAGACAGGGAAGACUGGUGGAGGCUCUAGGGGACUACAACGCUGCCAUCGCCUACGCUCCCUAUGCAGUUGACCCAGUCCUCAACCGGGGCGUGGCGCUGGAGUCGCUGGGGCGCUUCCAGGAAGCUGCGGCUGAUUACUCUGCCGUGCUGGCAGUAGCGCCUAACGACCCUGCAGCGUGGAACAACCUGGGCAACGCACAGGCAGGUGUGGGGGCGUGGGGGGAUGCAGUGGAGAGCUACAGGCGGGCCAGCAUGUUGGCUCCGGUCUUCUCCUUUGCUGCUGCCAAUUACGCUCUCGCAUUGUACGAGGUGGGAAACGACAACGCUGCUAUCAAACAGAUGAGGAACCUUCUCCGAAAGUACCCUGAGUUCCCCGACAUGCGAGCAGCACUGGCAGUGGCACUCUACGCAGCGGGACUGAGAGCCGAAGCUGAGAACGCCUGGAGCAGAGUCGACGACGGGCGCAAACGCGACCGCGAGUGGGUAUGCUGGUAUCGCCGCUGCCCUCCUGUCUGUCCUCCCGGCAUCUCCUCCCUGCCUUCCAGGCUCCAUCUGUCUCCCCCCAACGCUCUUCUCCCCACCUCCUCCCUCCACUUCCCUCCCCCAUCCUCCCAUCAGGAUGGGCGUUAUCGCGAUCGCGAGUGGGUGAGCGAGUACCGCCGCUGGCCCCCUCGCCUCGUUUCAGAGCUAGCUGCCUUCCUUGACCUCAAGCCAGUGUAG